AAAAGCUAAGUGCUUGCUUAAAAAUAGGAUAAGUUUGGCACUAUGAAAAGUAUAUCUAAACACAUACCUUCAAUAUAGAUUCAGAAGCAAGAGAUUUAGUUGGUAGAUUUCCCAAGCAAGUAGCACUCCCAAGCAAGAGUGUCUGUCACUGGGCAACGUAAUGCUUUUAAAGGGAAGAUCAUUUUUGUCUUUCCGUCAACCGCUUUAUUAACCAAUCAUAAAUGGUUUAAUUAUAGCGGUGGGGUCAAAUAACUUUUAAAUGACUACACUAUACCCCGUAACCCAAUUACAAAACCGGUUUAUACAACUUAUAAUCUGUCAAUCAUUUAAUUACUGUAGUGAUGUUACUGAACUUUUAUAGUGCACUCCAACUUCGAUUAGUUUAUCAAAGUGGUUAAACAGAUAUUAAAAUAAACCUACAGUCUAACUAAUAUUGCAAUUAUACCUUUAAGUUAUACAUAUAUGUUAACAUUAAAUAACAACAACUCACAGAGAAAAUUACAUUCAACAGAUCAAUAAGUAGCUCUCGAUAGCAUCGAUUUUAGUAUAGAUUGACUCAUUAACUAUUCUUUAAUUUACAUAACAUUAAUAUAUUUGUUUGAUUUUAAAAUAAUGGCUUGCAAACAAAUAUGUUUAAUAAGUUAUGGAUGUGGGGUAAUGCCAUCUACGUUUCUAGGUUGACACGUUUGUAUGUUAUUCUUUAAAGUAAAGAAUAAUAAAAGUAACCAAACAUCGUUUGAACAUGGUAUAGAAAAUAGUCUCGCUUGGUAUACUCAACACAAUACGUUUUAUAUUUAAUGUUUAAUCACUGUCCAGUAUGUAUUUGUGAAAAUACUUAGGAAUAACCUAUUUUUAAAACAUAUACCAAUUAUCAUACAAAUGUAUUAAUGCUUCGAGGCAAACUGUUAGUACACGAAACACCUGUUAUUUCUAUUGAUGAAUAGAAGUUUAAACCAAAGGGCGAAACCCAAAAGCACGGUUCAAUGGUAACAUCUUAAAAUAGUCUUGCAUGUUUAAAGAACAGAAUAUAGUUUACAAUUUGAAGAGUAAGCCUUUAACCCAAAAGUAUUGACAAAAAAAAAAAGCAUGAUGAAUUUUAUAAUUUAAAGAAUUAUACUCCCAUCAUUGAAAUUUAAAGAUGUGACCGACAUCUGCUUUUCUAUAGAUAAUAGUCUUGUAUGUUUAAAGAACAGAAUAUAGUUUACAAUUUGAAGAGUAAGCCUUUAACCCAAAAGUAUUGACAAAAAACGUGAUGAAUUUUCUAAUUUAAAGAAUUAUACUCCCAUCAUUGAAAUUUAAAGAUGUGACCGUUAAUAGAAACUUCAUUAUGAAUUGUCAAAUUUAAAUUACUGUUAAUAGUUUGCUAUUUCUAGACAGUAGGAGAAACAGCUCAAGUCGCUAAAUCGUGGGAAACGGUUUAAAGUGAAUUUAUUGGUUAGUGGUAACCUGUCAGUCGUUUAAGACCACCUAUGUUAUUGUUAAUCGUUUCUAACAAAACUGUGAAACACAAGAGUUGGUGACAUUCUGCGCAGAAUAUUCUCGUGAAUUUCUUUUACAUAAUUUAACAAAUUUAAAAAUGAAUCAAAGUGACAAAAUAUAUUUCUUUUACAAGGACCACGCAGUGGUAAAGACAUGGGACGGUAAUGGUCAGGUAUAUGUACAUAUAAACAAGGUUACUAAAACAGGGACAAAGUCCCUGACAUUUUCAGCUGAAGCAUUUCCCUCAUUUUGUCAAAAUGUUACGAAAAUAAUGCAGUCCCUCGAUCGGUUGGAAAGAGAGAAUGAGGAAGAAAUGUCUAUGAUUCAAUACAGCGAUCUAUUCGAAACGCAGCAGCUACAACCAAAGUCACAACCGAAGCAGCUACAACCACAGCUGGUAGAACCACAGCUAGAACCGCAACAGCUACAACCGAAGUAUCAGCAGCAGCCACAACAACAACACCAGCAGCUACAGACACAACCCAAACCCCAGCAGCUACAGCCACAACCCCAACCCCAGCAGCUACAGACACAGAGAUCUGUACAAAUGAAAAGAAGAUUCCUCCCGUAUGUUGAAAGAACACACACAAGGUGUGUGCAAACGAAUUCCCAAGCACAGCACCCUAAAAUGAUUAGGAAGGCAACGAAGGAAGAAAAUGAAGAACAGUCAGACAUACGACUGGUAACGAACACACAUCGAGUAACGAACACUCAGUCAGUAAAUCCUUUAGUCUCAAACUUUGUAAGUCAGAUACGAAGAGAGUCAGAUAAACAAACGUAUGAAAGGAUUACACCAGAAGAAGAAGAAGAAGUCUUCAUUUAUGUUUGAACAGUUGGUGAAAACAUGACUGUGUAGAGACACAGUACCCAAAUGAAAUAUCUUUAUAAUAAAAUAAUAAUAAUAAUAAUCUUCGAUUUAUUCUCGUAUAUUAUAAAUUUAAAGGUCUCCCCUUGACCACCAUUUCUUGUUUGGAUUACCUACUUUUGUGGUUUUACUCUGGAUUACUUAGUAUUGGAUUACUCUACUAGUUUUCAUAUUGGAUUACUCACUGGAAUUACUUAAUAUUGGAUUACUCGCUUACUAGUUUUCAUACUGGAUUACUCACUGUGGAUUACUUACUGGAAUUACUUAGUAUUGGAUUACUCGCCUACUAGUUUUCAUACUGGAUUACUCACUGUGGAUUACUCACUGGAAUUACCUAGUAUUGGAUUACACAUAUUAAUUUUUAAUUAUCUUAUGUAUUCAAGAAAGUGUGUAGGUUAAGAUCAUAUUUUAUAAUAAAUAAUAUUAAUUAAUAAUAUAUAUUUGUUAUUAUUUAGUAUAAGCUAUGAUAUUGCAAAUUAAAAGGUUGUUUCCCCUUGAACAUCAACAAAUCAUUUUUUCCUCUUGUUUUGGAUUACAACCUAUUGUGAUUUGAAAUAUUCACAUUGAGCUACACACCACUGUAAUAUUGGAUUACCUACUAUUGCAUUACACAAUCAGAGGAAUAUUUUCCCUGAAUAAGUAGCCGUUACAUUACAACUAAUCAUGCACAUAAAGGACGAACACAUUAAAUAAUUUUAAAAAAUAUUUAUUAUAUAAGUCAGGAGUUACAGAACCAGAUCUGAGUAAGAAAACUGGGUUUGUUUGUUUUUCCCCAAUUCAAUAAUAAUAAUAAUAAUAAAGUUUAAAAUGUUCAACUUGUUUUACGGAACUAGUCCUGAAUAAAAUCUAAACUAUUACAACAAUGUUUGAGGUAUGAGCUACAGGAUCAGCAGACAAUUUGUUAAAUUUAAAUGAUAUAUAAACUUAUUAAUUUUUACAAAAAUUGUAAAUACAACUUAUUAAACCAAUUUAAAUAAAUACAACUUAUAUUACCAAAUUUAAAUACUAGUAAAUUUUAAAUUUCAGUAUUGUCUGCUUUCCUGGAUAAUAUCAAAAACAAUUUGUAAAAAUAAUCAACAUUAAUAUACAUUUCUUACAUAAAAAAUAAUCAACAUGGUUA
This is a messenger RNA of Gigantopelta aegis, 3464 nucleotides long. RefSeq lists its product as uncharacterized. The record is from RefSeq and is a predicted model, not a curated record. The transcript is spliced from 3 exons. Lineage: Eukaryota; Metazoa; Mollusca; Gastropoda; Neomphalida; Peltospiridae. The coding region runs from base 1577 to 2308 and encodes 243 amino acids.